Puccinia triticina is the source of this 513-nucleotide messenger RNA. RefSeq lists its product as uncharacterized. The transcript has a single exon. Lineage: Eukaryota; Fungi; Basidiomycota; Pucciniomycetes; Pucciniales; Pucciniaceae. Bases 1 to 513 code for a protein of 170 amino acids. The record is from RefSeq and is a predicted model, not a curated record.
AUGAUGACACAGGGCUACAGCUUUCUGACUAGCGAACUCAUCCGAUCCUGUCCCCUGAUCGAAUGCAUUGUAAUUCAUCAUUUCUUCUUCGGUGAAGAUGAAGAGUCAAUCUUCGAAGCCUUAGCAAGUCGGCAGCGGAUCCAAGAAUUUUCAACCACUGGGCAUUGGUCAAACCGUCCCGAGAAGGGUCUCAGCUGGCGAAUCGAUGAGGCCAUCGAUCGUUUACUCUCAAAGUGGAAAUUUCUACAUACAAUCGACUUUAGGAUACUAUCGGGCCCGCAAAUCGAGACGGAGGAGUCAACGAUUCCCCCGGCGAUACCAAUCUUGAAUCAUGCCUUACGAUCAGUUGUCUUGACAGAGCCGGACUUGGACGAAAUCGAACUCUCGUCGAUUUUAAAGAGUUCUGCAAAGAGCUUGUUUACGCUCAAAAUCUUAUGUCCAACCUCAAGGCUCGACCGGCCCGGCUUAUAUCGAACCCUAACAGAGUGCACCAACCCUGGUUUGAAAUCUUGA